AUGGCCUCGACGAGCACCAUCCUCCGCGCGGCCCGGCCCAUGUUCCGCCAGAACGUCUACGCCUCGCCGGCGCGCCAGGCAUUUGUCCGCGCCACGCAGCAGCAGCAGCAGCAGCAGCAGGUGAUGCGCUUUCGCUUCCAGAACCGUCGAUGGCAGAGCUCCGAGGCCGGCGCCGGCGGUGCCGGCUCCCAGCAGCAACAGCAGAGCUGGUUCAAGCGUAUGUGGGAGAGUGAAAUUGGCAUCAAGACGGUACACUUUUGGGCACCCGUCAUGAAGUGGGCGCUCGUCAUCGCUGGCAUCUCCGACUUUGCCCGCCCCGUCGAGAAGCUGUCCUUUACGCAGAAUGCGGCCCUGACCUGCACAGGUCUUAUCUGGACGCGCUGGUGCCUCAUCAUCAAGCCCAAGAACUACCUGCUCGCCGCUGUCAACUUCUUCCUCGGUCUCGUCGGCAUCGUUCAGGUCAGUCGCAUCCUACUUGCCCGCGGCGCCGCUACCGAGGUCGCCGAGGCGGUGGAGGAAGUUAAGGAAGAGGUCAAGGAGGGCAAGGAUCAGAUUAAGGCCUAA
Molecule: messenger RNA, 564 nt
Organism: Beauveria bassiana ARSEF 2860
Lineage: Eukaryota; Fungi; Ascomycota; Sordariomycetes; Hypocreales; Cordycipitaceae
Product: UPF0041 domain protein
Exons: 3
Coding region: 1-564 (187 amino acids)
Biological process (GO): pyruvate import into mitochondria
Cellular component (GO): mitochondrial inner membrane
Molecular function (GO): pyruvate transmembrane transporter activity
Source: RefSeq, a predicted model, not a curated record